AUGUAUGCAAUGUUUGAAAUAAAUCUAGAAUCUACAGUGUCUCAGAUUGAAAAGGAUAAAAUGUUGCUACAGCAUAGAACUAAUGAGUACCAAAGAAGAAAGAAGGAAAAUGAGAAGAGGAGGAAUGUAGCAAAUGAGGUUAAUGUACUAAAGGAUCUGUUGGAAGACUUAAAGACAAUAAAUCAGAAUUCACAGCUUGCUCAUGAGAAACUGGCACAAUUACAAAAGCAGCCAAUAGAAGCCAAUGACUUACUCAGGACAGAGUCAGACACAGCUGUGGGGUUAGGGAAGAGUCCCACAGAGAGGAGCAAGGCAGUCAGUGAGCUGGAGUCCCUAACCAGGGAACUGCAGGAGAGAAAUAGAAUUUUAGAGAAUUCCAAGUCACUAAUGGACAAAAACUAUUACCAGCUGCAAGCUGUGUUGGAAGCUGAACGAAGAGACAGAGGUCAUGAUUCUGAGAUGACUGGAGACCUUCAAGCUCAAAUUACAUCUUUACAGGAGGAGGUGAAGCAUCUCAAACAUCAUCUUGGAAGAAUGGAAAGAGAGAGAAAAGAAGCUCAAGAUAUGCUUAAUCACUCAGAAAAGGAAAAGAAAAAUUUAGAAAUAGAUUUAAACUAUAAACUUAAAUCAUUACAACAACGGUUAGAACAAGAGGUAAAUGAACAUAACAUAACCAAAGCUCAUUUAACUGACAAACAUCAGUCUAUUGAAGAGGCAAAAACUGUUGCAAUGUGUGAGAUGGAAAAAAAGCUAAAGGAAGAGAGAGAGGCUCGCAAGAAGGCUGAAAGUAGGGUUGUUCAGAUUGAGAAGCAGUGUUCCAUGGUAGAUGUUGAUCUGAAACAAUAUCAGCAGAAGCUUGAGCAUUUGAUGGAAAAUAAAGUGGAGCAUGAAGUUAAGAAUCUAAGUCUUCAGUUGGAGCAAGAAUUAAAUAAGCAACUGUUGUUACAAAAUGAAUUGAAGACAUUUGAAACAGAUAAUUUAAAAGGUACAGAAAAGCAUAUGAAACAGGAACUAAAAACUUUAUUGAGAGCAAAUAAAUUGUUAGAAUUCGAGUUAGCUCAGUUUACAAAACAAUACAGAUGAAAAGAAGGAGAGAUGCAGGAGCUGCAAGAUCCACUUAAAGCUGAGCAAUAUUUCUUGAGACUUUAUAAGACCCAGGUAAAGGAACUUAAGGAAGACAUUGAAGAAAAAAACAGAGAGAAUUUAAAGAAAAUACAAGAACUACAAAAUGAGAAAGAAACCCUCUGCACUCAGUUGCAUCUAGCAGAAACAAAAGCUGAGUCUGAGCAGUUGGCUCGAGGGCUUCUGGAAGCGCAGUAUUUUGAAUUGACCCAAGAAAGCAAGCAAGCUGCUUCAAGAAAUAGACAUGAGAUGACAGAUAAAGAUCACACUGUUAGUCGGCUUGAAGAAAAGAGCAUGCUUACCAAAGAUAUUGAAUUAUUAAGAAAAGAAAAUGAGGAGCUAACAGCUAAAAUGAGGAAGGCAGAGGAAGAAUAUAAAUUGAAGAAAGAGGAAGAGAUUAGUAAUCUUAAGGCUGCCUUUGAAAAGAAUAUCAACAGAGAACGAAUCUUUAAAAUACAGGCUAUUAAAAAGUUGGCAGAAAUAAUGAAUCAGGAAGAUUUUUAAAUUGAUAGAAAGAAAGCUAAUACACAGGAUUUGAGAAAGAAAGAGAAGGAAAAUCGAAAGCUACAAUCGCCAAGUGUCACAGGCUUCAGGGUUAAGAUCACGGUCACUCUGUCCUUGCUUUGGCACACAAACACAUUGAGGGUUUCUUGUUUCUUGUUUUUCUUCUUAAUUGCGGGUUUGCCUACAGGUAGAUCAGAUUAA
This is a messenger RNA of Manis javanica (Malayan pangolin), 1827 nucleotides long. The record is from RefSeq and is a predicted model, not a curated record. NCBI's taxonomy places the organism in Eukaryota, Metazoa, Chordata, Mammalia, Pholidota, Manidae.